Messenger RNA from Ilex paraguariensis (yerba mate), 1249 nucleotides. The record is from the annotation of a GenBank genome assembly. Lineage: Eukaryota; Viridiplantae; Streptophyta; Magnoliopsida; Aquifoliales; Aquifoliaceae.
UGGUGUUAUACCUGAGUUCUGCACUCAGUUUCUCUCUCUCUCUCUCUCUCUCUCUCUGGUGUGGGGUCUUCACUUAUAUGGACAGCUAUUGCUGAUUUACUGCUUUUGUCCCCAUAGUCUCAGCUGCCGCAUUCAUGGCGCCCCCCUUCCGUCUCUCUUUCUAUCUCUCUCUUCACGACCCAUUUCUUUUUCCUCGCAUUCCCACCAUUUUUUUUUCCUGAAUUUAACGUCUGAUUCUUGUUGACAAAACUCCAUUCUUUUGUGUUCUUGCACUUUCCAAUAAUUUUUUUUCUGUGGGUAUUUAUCACUGCUUCUGGGAAAGUCAGUUACAGAGCAAGCAUGAGAAAAGGGGUGGAUCAAAAUCUCAAUCUUUAUUUUCUGAAUGUGAUUCUGCUUCUUUUCUGCUUCCAUGAAGUCUGUUGCAGCUCGUUGGAUAAUCUGGCAAGUUCUAUGAGAAUGGAUAAAAAGGCAGAUGCUCUUUUGCCUGAGAUAUCCCCAGAUGCUGCUCCUCAGCCCCUUCUUCCUCUUCUUGCACCUUCUCCAUUGACACCAUUUACAAAUAGCACGGUCCCAAAAUUAUCAGGACUCUGCAUGUUAAACUUUGACGCUGUUGAAAGCAUGAUGAACAUGACAUCAACUGAUUGUAUGGCUGUUUUUGCGCCAUUUCUAGCUAAUGUAAUAUGCUGUCCACAGUUGGAAGCCACUCUAGUCAUUCUCCUUGGUCAAUCUAGCAAAGAUACUAAUAUGCUUGCUUUGAAUGGGACUCAUGCAAAGCAUUGCCUCUCAGAUUUUGAGCAAAUUCUGGUUGGUCAGGGUGCCAAUAAUAACCUCCAGCAGAUAUGUGCUAUCCGCCCAUCAAAUCUUACUGAAGGUUCUUGUCCAGUCAAAAAUGUAAAUGAGUUUGAGAGCACUGUGGAUUCUUCCCAGCUUCUGUCAGCAUGUGGAAAAAUUGAUCUUGUGAAUGAAUGUUGUGAGCAAGUUUGUCAGAAUGCUAUAUCAGAAGCUGCUAAAAAGCUUGCAUUAAAAGCUUAUGAUCUGCUGAGUAUGGAUGGGUCUCAUGCAUUGUCUGACCACUCCACUCGGGUUAAUGAUUGCAAAAGUAUCAUACUUCGAUGGUUGGCAAGUAAACUUGAUCCGCCUCAAUCAAAGGGAAUCCUGAGAGGACUAUCGAAUUGCAAUAUAAAUAAAGGUGAGGCUAGAGCAAAUAGAACUUUUUUCAGAGUCUGUUGUAACAUGUAGGAGUCUUCAU